AUUCCCCAUUCCCAUUCCCAUUCACAUUCCCAUUCCCAUUCCCAUUCCCCUCCAACACACACACACACACACACACACACACACACACACACACACAAUUCAUUCAUUCAUUCAUUCAUUCUACUACACAGCUCCCCCAUUCAUGGACACCACCUCCUCCUCCCCACACCUCUCCUUCAGCGAGAGCUUCUCCUACACCUGGCUCAGCGACAGCGCCCACGGCGACGACAACGUAGUCGUCGGCGGCGGUGGCGGCGGCGGCGGCGGCGGCGGCGGCGGCAGCAGCUCCUUCAUCGAGAUGGACCCCGACUUCUUCUCCAUGCGGUGGUCCGCCGAUUCCAAGCACUUCGAUCUCAACCUCACUCCUUCUCGCAGAGUCGACGCCUCGGUGCUCAGCCGGUCGCAGUCGGCGUGCUCGACGAAGCCGCUGAUGACGAUCUCGUCGCAGCGCUCCUCGCCGCUCUUCCUCUCCGCCCAGAGCACGCCGACCUCCGCCGGCUCGGCGAAGAGAAGCAGUACCAACCGCGCCUUCUUCUUCCGGAGGUGCGCCAAGUCUCCGAAGAAGAUCCUGUGGAAGUACCUCUGCUUCCUCCUGCCGCUGUGCAGGAAGGCCAAGGAUCAGUUGCAUGCGCUUGCUCCGAAGCCGGCGCGGGGCGAGUGCUCGUCGACGGCGAAGAAGGCCUCAUCGACCUUCUCCAGCAUCGAGUGGUGUCGAGGGAACGCCGAUAGCGCCGUCUACGACGCCAUCCUCUACUGCAAGAGAUCAAUCGGGCAGGAUAUCAUGGAGAAAUAGAGGAAUCUUUGAAGGCACCAGCUGCUGUUAUAUGUUUCCUCCAUUAUAAUUGUUAGGUUCUUAAUGUAAAUUUAUUUACACAAGGCAAGCUAUGUAGAUAUUGAGUUAUUAAGAGAUAUUAAUUGUGAAAUUUCAGUGUACGUGGAAGCAAUUUUUUUUUUUAAAUUUUGGCUUCUAAUAUGUCAUGGUUAUAUGCUUGUAAAAGUGGACAAAUUAAGAAUCUCUGGGCAAAAGCGUGUUAUACUUAUUGAGGCCAUUUUGACUUAA
Ananas comosus (pineapple) is the source of this 1060-nucleotide messenger RNA. RefSeq lists its product as uncharacterized. The transcript has 2 exons. Lineage: Eukaryota; Viridiplantae; Streptophyta; Magnoliopsida; Poales; Bromeliaceae. The record is from RefSeq and is a predicted model, not a curated record. Bases 143 to 793 code for a protein of 216 amino acids.